This is a messenger RNA of Microdochium trichocladiopsis, 1608 nucleotides long. RefSeq names its product major facilitator superfamily domain-containing protein. The transcript has 3 exons. Gene Ontology annotation, cellular component: membrane. Gene Ontology annotation, biological process: transmembrane transport. The coding region runs from base 1 to 1608 and encodes 535 amino acids. The record is from RefSeq and is a predicted model, not a curated record. Lineage: Eukaryota; Fungi; Ascomycota; Sordariomycetes; Xylariales; Microdochiaceae. Gene Ontology annotation, molecular function: transmembrane transporter activity.
AUGUCCGACCUCAACCCUGCUCAGGCCGUCUCCGCCGACGCGGAGAAGAAGAUUGACGCCGACGCCAUCAAGAAGAGCACGACAAACAUCGACACCGAUGUCGAGAUUGACCUGAAGGCGGGCCAGAGCAUCGUCCAGCUCGACGAGUCCGAGCUCUUCCUCCAACAGCACGGCAUCCCCCGCUCGCGGCUGGCAGAGCUCCUCGCCGCCGACGCCAAUGGCGAGGCAGAGCGCAAGCUGCGCAAGCGCGUCGACUGGAUGCUGCUGCCCCUGCUCUGCGGAACGUACAUGUUGCAGUACAUCGACAAGCAGGCACUCGGCUAUGCCGCCGUCUUCGACCUCUUCACCUCGACCGGCAUGACCAGCGACCAGUACUCGUGGAUGGCCAGCAUUUUCUAUUUUUCCUACCUGCUCUGGGAAUGGCCUUCGUCGUAUCUUGCGCAGAAGCUGCCGACGGGCAAGGUCAUUGCGGCGUUUGUGUUCUGCUGGGGCUCCAUCAUGCUCAUCACGGUUGCGAGCAAGGACUUUGCCGGCAUGGCUGCCUGCCGCUUCUUCCUCGGUGCCUUCGAGGCCGUCAUUACGCCGGCGUUCAUGCUCAUCGUCGCCCAGUGGUACAAACGUGACGAGCAGCCUGCCCGUGCCGGAGCCUUUUAUUGCUUUAACGGAUUUGGCAGCAUGGUUGGCGGCAUCCUGUUCUACGGCGUCGGCCAGGCCAAGGGCUGGGACAUCUGGCGCAUCAUCUACGUCCUCUGCGGCGGCAUGACUGUUGUUUGGGGCGUUGUCCUGUGGUUCUUCCUCCCAGACUCGAUCUACACCGCCAAGCGCUUUACCGUAGAGGAGAAGACGCUGCUGCUUGCCCGGACUGUUAGCAACCAGACCGGUACCAUGAACCGCACGAUCAAGAAGGAGCAGAUCUUUGAGGUGUUCCGUGACCCUCAGGUCUGGCUGCUCUUCCUCUAUGUGCUGCUCAACGAGACCAUCAACGGCGGCAUCGCCAACUUCUCCAAGCUCAUCGUCAAGGGUUUCACCUCGGAUCCUCUGCUCACCACCGCCUACGGCAUUCCCUACGGUGCCUGCAAUGCCGUCUACAUGUUUUUCGGCCCGUUUGUUGCCAGUCGUUUUAAGAAUGUCCGCACCUUGGUCAUGAUCGCGUGGUUGAUGCCGACUCUCGUGGCCUCCUGCUUGUUCUGGCAGUUGCCGCGCUCCAACAAAGGUGGACUGCUGGCUGGGUACUACAUUUGCGCUUCAUAUGUCGGUGGUCUCAUCGUCGCCCUGCAGAUGCCCGCAGCCAACAUUGGCGGUUACACCAAGCGCGUCACUGCGACUGCCUUUGUGUUCCUGGCCUACUGUGUCGGAAACAUCAUUGGACCGCACGCGUUCCUGGGCAAAGAGGCGCCCGUGUACCAGACUGGCUGCAAGCUGAUCAUCGGCUGCUGCGUUGGGCAGGCCAUGACCGCAUUCUGCCUGAGACUUCUCCUGAUCCGGCGUAAUAAGCAGCGCGAUGCCGCCGAGGCUGCCGCUGGCGCUGCUGCAGUGGGCGAGGAUGAUGAUGAGGCGAUGCAGGAUCUGACUGAUUUCGAGAACCCCAAGUUUAGGUACUCCUACUGA